AUGAGUCGCUUGAACCUAGAUACCACAGUAGGAGGAAACCAGAGGUAUUCGUUUAUGGAAACACCAGUCGAAAUGCAUCCAUCCUUCCAACGGAAUCUAUCCAAUCCCCCAGCGGAACCAAAUGCGCCCCCACAUCCUGUGGAAGAACCAGAGCGACAGCGAGCAUGGUCAUAUGCAAGUGAGAAAGAGCAGCAAUUUCAGAAUCAGGGAAUAAUCCCAGACUAUGCCAACUGUCCGCCCAUCGAGCAGCACCCGGCCAAUUAUGCGCCUUUGGCUCGGAACCAGCAGCAACAACAGCAACCGCAACAUAACACAAUGUCCCCUCAGACCUACGCAAUUGCGCCCGAGCAGCAUCCCACUCAACUUUAUACCCAGUCCUAUACCCAGUCGUAUACAAACAUAGCCGAACAAAGUCGCACCAUGACUCCUCAGGCGUAUGUAAAUCAAUCGCAUACAAAUAUACCCGAGCAACAGCAACAAUGGCACCAACAAAUUGGGAUGACCAUAUCUCCUCAGUAUGCGAACGUACCUCAACAAGACAGCACUCCCAUGUCUCCCCAAACAUAUGCAACUCAUUCAUAUGCGACACAAUCAUAUACCCACAUCCAGGACCAACAGCGCGACAUCGAACCACCCAUCCAACAAUAUGCCUCGUAUCCCGAAACUCCCAGCUCACCACCACCGAUCUCGCCAGGGCCACUGCCCCUGAAAGUAAACCCCGAAGCUCCAGCACGAAGCGAAACAAUGCCCAUUGUCCCAGACGAGAAUCCCCUCCAGUCACCCAAGUCACCAUAUUUCCCUCCACCCACUAGAGCGGCGACAUCGCGCACUCCCCAGCCAGAUGACCUGAGCGCAUACCACCAGCCCGGUCAAUCCAUGCAUCCAAAUCAGGAGACGAAGGGGGGAGGAUGGAGCAAUGGACUGUGCGAAUUUUCGAAUUUCGGAAUCUGCUGUCUGGGAAUGCUAUGUCCGUGCAUUUUGUAUGGGAGAACUCAACAUCGACUCUCAAUGAAAUCGAGGAAGGAGGACCCGACAAACAUGCUCGGUUAUGAGACAUGCAAUGCGUCGUGUACGGGGAUGGGAUUGCUAUGCGGAUGUCAAUGGUUACUGGCCACCAUCCAACACACCAGAACGAGAAAGGCAUAUGGCAUCCAGGGUAGUAUAAUGUCCGACUGUGUCCGAGCUACCUGUUGUACAUGCUGCACAUUGAUCCAAGAUGAGAAGGAGAUCCAGAAGCGUGAGGAGUAUCGCUCUCGCGUGGCCAGGGAACGGGGGGCGGCUCUGCUCUCGCCGUAUACUACCCCCGGGCCGAUGUCUUAUAGUCCGCCACCGCGAUGA
This is a messenger RNA of Penicillium concentricum, 1338 nucleotides long. Its product is annotated as DUF614 domain protein. Bases 1 to 1338 code for a protein of 445 amino acids. NCBI's taxonomy places the organism in Eukaryota, Fungi, Ascomycota, Eurotiomycetes, Eurotiales, Aspergillaceae. The transcript is spliced from 2 exons. The record is from RefSeq and is a predicted model, not a curated record.